AAAGACUAAGUCAUUAAAUUUAAAUUUAAAUAAUUUAAAGUAAUUUUGCAAAUUUCACUGAAAGUAUGUCUCUGCGUCAGCAGUUUGAUAAUAUAAUGCAAAAUCUCGAAGAACUGGAAAAUAUGGAUUCUUCUGAAGAUUUUUUACGGUAUGUUAGCUUAGCUAGAAGAAAUGCUCAAAUUUUUAAACGGUAUCAAAUAAAGGACGGAGAAUGUGUUCGUCUCACACAGAGACUUCUAAAGAUGCAAAGAGAAUGCGACAACCUGAAGAAAAAACAGCGUAUUCUGAGGGAGAGGUUAGACAAAGAAAAGAAGAAAACAUCCAUUACGGUUGAAGAGCGAAAUAACCUGGAGAUGGUUCUCGAAGGGAUUCAGGAUGCUGUUUUAAAUGGUGAAAAAACAAGUGGCGACCUUUUGUCUUUAAUUGAUGCAAAUAGUAUCUCCUCUGGAUCGAAUAGAGAUAGUAUUAAUUGAACAGUAUUCAAAAUUUUUCGAGAGCGCACUCCCGACUGUAUCCAAAUUUUUUGCGAUAAUAAUAUUUAUGAUACAGUUGGACCUAUGUCUUUACAGAAAAUAUGAUUUGAUUUAAGAUUCGUUGUUGAAGAGACAUUUAGAGAAUUAAUAUACAAAUAGUUAUAUAUACAAAUAUAUACAAAUUUAGAGAAUUAAUAUACAAAUUUUGACAUUUCUAAAAAAAAAAAAAAAAAAAAAAAUAAAAUCCUAUAUGUUCACUUAAACGAAGCAAUACUAUUUGUAACGCAUUCAAAACAAGUGCUUAAAUAAAAGUUUGAAAGCGAAUAAAGAGCACGAAACUAACUA
This is a messenger RNA of Stegodyphus dumicola, 818 nucleotides long. RefSeq lists its product as uncharacterized. Lineage: Eukaryota; Metazoa; Arthropoda; Arachnida; Araneae; Eresidae. The record is from RefSeq and is a predicted model, not a curated record.